Molecule: messenger RNA, 1079 nt
Organism: Aspergillus heteromorphus CBS 117.55
Lineage: Eukaryota; Fungi; Ascomycota; Eurotiomycetes; Eurotiales; Aspergillaceae
Product: putative NADH-ubiquinone oxidoreductase 21 kDa subunit
Exons: 4
Coding region: 94-675 (193 amino acids)
Source: RefSeq, a predicted model, not a curated record
UUUGUCCAUUACCAAAGACUUAUAUCCAUCCAUUACCUUUUUAUUAUCCAAAUAAAGGAGCUCGGUGCUGAUGCAUACAUAGGCCAGCACAUCAUGGCUCGCGAUUUUGUGAAAGUCGCCAAGUCUGCAUCAAAUGUGAUUGCUGUUCAGAAGAAAUAUACUGUCCAGUCUACCGGUAUCUGGGAACGCCUCCGCCGCCUUCUUUCCAUCGACCCGAAUCGCUCGACUGGUGUUCCUUUAAACUCUCAAUAUCGUUUACCAACUCCAGGAGCUCUACCACCUCUGUCCUACGAUGACCCUGUCUCAAUUCCUGCGGGGGAUAUUGCCGAUAACCCCUAUUGGAAACGUGACGUUCGGAGGAACUAUCCUAGACUCAGUGCUGUCAACCAGGCAGACACUGUUAGUCUUCUCACUGUAGGCAGCCAGGCAGCACCUAAAGAUGAUGUCCUACAGAUUGGCAAAGCUGGGCAAAUUCAACUAGCUCUGGUUAAAGAACAGGGAGAGGAGCGUGGUCUUGCUAGCCUUUUUGAGAAGGACAAGAACGGAUUUCAAGGAGUCUUGGGCUCGGAUGGUUUGCCGCCAUUGCCAUGCAAUCUGAACCCUUCUGGCACUAAAUAUCAACUCGGCCAUGAGCAUGGCUACCCUGAUGUUUAUCCUUGCCGCACAUUCAUUUAAAUGCGCAACUUGGUAAAGCCCAUAGUAAUGUUGAGGAUUGUCUUUGUUUGUCCCAGUUUGGAUGUUUCACUUAUGUCCAAUGUCAUGCAUUGAGGUGGGAGGAAAGAGCACAGCCGCGACUCUUGAUAAGCUUGUAUGUGAAUGUACAGACAUGGAAGACUUUGAAUUGACCUCAAAUCGCCGAUCUAUCUGAUCCAUCAAUAUGAUGGACGGAAUGAUAUACCGGCUACACUGGCUAUGAUCUUGGAAUUCCCAUUAUAGCCGACACUGGGCGCUAAGCCUGUCUGGUUGAACAAUAAGGUUUGAUGGGAUAUCUGUAGAGCCAAGUUAAUGAUUAACUACUAAACAAGAGUAUAAAUAUCCUGCUAAUUUAUAGUGCUGCAUGUUUGCCCCUAGGAAGCGCU